UUCAUCCCAGUUCAGUUCAAAUAUCAGCGAUUCAUAAUAUUUUUAUUUUUGCUAUGUGAAAAUAGUAUUUUACGAAACAUGAAAUGUGAAACAUUGCAAACAGAGAGCAAGAAAAAAGUUAAUUAACUUGUGCUUGAAUCAAUGCAUAAUCAUUAGAGUGAUUUAAGAAAAUUUAUAGAAAACAGAAAUUGCGACUAAAAAAAUUCUUUGUGAAGUUCUUUUUUUUUGAAAAUUUGGCAUAAAAAAUUUUAUAGAACAAAAAAAGGUACAAAGAAAUUUCCAUUUACGCAUUUAGUGUUUUAAAUAGCGAAAAUUAUAGUAAUUGGAUUAAAUAGGAUUUCUUAAGGGAGACGACAAAGAAUUUGAAAGAACAAACGGCAAUGUUAAAAUGGACAACGAGCAACCUCAUCAAGAACUGGUAAAAUGUGUAUUGGUUGGUGACACAGCAGUAGGAAAAACAAGACUAAUUUGUGCACGAGCAUGUAAUAAACAUGUCUCAUUAUCGCAACUGUUGACGACUCAUGUGCCGACUGUAUGGGCGAUUGAUCAGUAUCGCAUCUACAAAGAUGUUUUAGAAAGGUCUUGGGAAGUUGUCGAUUCCGUUAAUGUGUCACUUAGAUUGUGGGAUACUUUCGGUGAUCACGAAAAGGAUAGAAGAUUUGCAUACGGACGUUCAGAUGUUGUUCUACUUUGUUUCUCCAUAGCCAGUCGAGUUUCAUUAAGAAACUGCCGUCUUAUGUGGUACAAUGAGAUUCGACGAUUUUGUCCUCAAACUCCAGUUAUUCUUGUUGGAUGUAAAAAUGAUCUGCGAUAUAUGUACCGUGAUGAAACUUAUCUGUCAUAUUUUGGAGACCGUAGUCCAUUCGUUCGAGCCGCAAGAAAAACUGAUCUCGUUUAUCCCGACGAAGCACGUGCAGUUGCAAAGGAACUAGGAAUACAGUACUAUGAAUCCAGUGUUUUGACAUAUUUUGGAGUUAAUGAAGUGUUUGAAAAUGCUAUUAGAGCUGCACUUAUUAACAGACGUCGUGAAAGAUUUUGGAUGACCAAUUUGAAGCGUGUACAGAGACCAUUUUUGCAGGCACCUUUUCGUCCUCCAAAACCAGCUACUCCAGAGGUUUCAGUUCUUACUGGAAACUAUUCCAAAGAUAUGCUUAAUAUGUUCCACUCACAAUGCUAUACUGAUCUCGUUUUGGUUGCCGGAAACAUUCGUUUUGCUGUACAUAGAUUUAUGCUUGCAAGUUCUUCCAAUGCAUUUCAAAGAUUGCUUAAUAUGGACUUCUCAGCUGAUUUAUGUGCAAGAAGUUCCAGUGAAUCUAGUAUGGUAAGCUCCACAUUUGGUGAGUCAACGACAGCUGAUUUCAAUGACGACACCGAGUUUUUAAUAAGAACUGAACAGAAGCAGGCUUCAAAUAGAAUGUGGGAGCAAUUAAAGAGACGAUCAAGCUAUCAAGCUCUGCCAACAUUUGAGUCGAAAAAGGAUAUAUCUCGUGAUUUGCACCAUCCAAUUUUCCAGCAUAUUCGAAUUGUUUAUAUGGACGAGGAACGUAAUAGUAUUACCCAAACACAAACAAUUGUAACAUUAAGUAAAUUAGUAACCGCAAAAGCAAUGCAACAAUGUCUUAUGUUUAUUUAUACGGGUACCAUCGAUAAAGAAUAUUUGGAGUUACAGGAAGUACGUCAAGCAGCAGAACUUUUAGAAUUGCCACAACUUAUGGUUCUCUUAUCAAAUACACAAUCAAAUGAAAGUUUCAUGAAUGACGAAACAAUUCAGCAUUAUUCUGUGUACAUGAAACAAAAUCUUGAAAAGCAAUCGAUAGAUAACGGCAUGUUUGCUGACAUCACAUUCGAAUUGGACGAUGGAAAGAUGAAAGCUCACAGAUCAAUGCUUGUGGCUCGUUGUGAAGUAAUGCGAGCAAUGUUUUCGGGAAAUUUUGCAGAAUCAAAUGCGCAUAUAAUUUGUUUACCUGGCGUAACUGAAUAUACAUUCCAUAAAUUACUGUGUUAUUUAUAUACUGAUGAAAUUCCACCAAUAUCUGCCGAUAAAAGUUUAAAUUUACUUGAAUUAGCGAAUCGUUUAUGUUUGCCAAGACUAUUGAACUUGAUUGAAUGCCGCGUGAUUGAGAAUUUGACGAAAAUAUCACAGAAUGAGACAAUUGAGGCAAUUGAUUUAUGUUUAAAGCUUCUUGAGCCUGUUAAACUCCACAAUGCUCAUCAAUUAGCUGAAUGGUGUAUGUCCUAUUUAUGUGUAAACUACAACAGCAUUUGUCGACAUUUACCGAAAUCAUUGAAGCUUUUACAUGAAGAGAAUCAAGAUUAUUUGCGCGAGAACCGAUGGCCGCCAGUAUGGUAUCUGAAGGACUUUGACUACUACCAAAGAUGUCAAAAGGAGCAAAAGAUUGAAAUGAGUUUGAAUAAAAAGAACUGCCAUACAGAUGAUAAUGGUUGCUUAUGUUUCUCAGGAGUUUUCUUUUGGCUCACAGGUGGAAAGUCCAAAAGUCGUUCAUCAGCAACAACAAAGGUUGUAACAUCACAAGACAGCACGAGUCUUUUAAGUAAUCCAAAUUCCAUUAAUCAAUUGGAUCUUGAGGUUGCUGAUCUCUGACAUAGGUCAAUGCACGGGCAUCAAUGGAGAUCUGUACGAUUUGUUGUCAUUUUGCCCGUGCUUUUAUGUCUUAUAUGCUCGAUAUUGAGUAUUAUGAUAAUUUUUCAAAUUUACACAUAAUGGUAGCAGAUAAUUUUGCAUAUUAAAAAGGAAGUAAGAGGACAUUAAUAAUUAUUUUUGAUAUAUUUGACUUAUUGAAUUAAAUCUGUGUUUGAGGGAAUUUUUGGAAGUCUGGCAACUCUCAAAUAAAUUGUUAAAUUAUUAAUUUUGAAUGAAAAAUGUAUAAAUUUAAGAAUUUUGAAACCAGAAAAAUAAGUUUUGAUUUUAUUUGGUUCAAAAUUUUGAAAUCAAAAUUUUAGUUUUAAAUUCAAAAUUUUCAAAAGAUUUAAAAAAUUAUUGCAUUUUAAUUUAAGUAAAAUGGAUGAGAUUUGUAUAGAAAUUAGUUUCAGGGAAUUUGAGCAAUAUAAGAGAUUUUAAAGAAAGAUAAGUGCAUUUAGGACACAAAAGUGUAAAAGACGUUUGAAAAGAUAAAUUUUUAUAAAUUUAAAUUUUUUUUUCUCCCUCUUUGAUGACAAUCCUUUAAUUAAAAGGAGAUUUUUGAAGCUUCUGGAUGAAAAUUUUGGGGCAUGUAAAUAGCCAAAAUAAAAAUGAAAGUAAAUUCUAGUCAAAUUUGGAAUGUAAAUGAAGAUAUUUUGGAAAAGGUUAAAUAAACUAUAUCAACUAAACAAAAAAGUAAGCAUGACGCUUCACUGGCUGAAGACGUUAAAGAAGAAAAACAUUUUUUAUCCGCAAAUGAAACAUUUAAUAAAAAUAUUUUUAGGAUCAUAUGAUAAACGAUAUUGAAGCAAGGCUUAAUUUCUUCGAAAACCAAAACCUCAAUGCUUUUUGCUUCAAUGUCUUCCUUUACUUUAUCUAUUGAGAAAAAUUUAUUUAAACAAAAUCCUACAUAUUAAAAAAAUGAGCAAAAAUGAAAAUUUUAACUGCCGCAAUUUGUGAAGUAAUAAAAUUUUUAUAAUCCAAUUGCUGAAAUAAUAAGUAUAAAAUGUAAAACAUUUCCUUUUGUAAUUAAUUUAGAGCAUGACGUUUGGAUAAUAUUUCUAUAUUUUUUUCUCGCAUAAAAUGCAUUUUGAUCAAAUGUCAGUCUCUACUUUAAUUGUGCUAUUUCUACGUAUAUGUAGUUCCACAAAAAACAAUGAUAAGAAAUGCUUGAUAUAAAAAAAAUUUGUAGAAUCUUGAUUAGUGCCGAGACUUGUAAUCAGCAAAAUGCAA
This is a messenger RNA of Chironomus riparius, 3871 nucleotides long. The record is from the annotation of a GenBank genome assembly. NCBI's taxonomy places the organism in Eukaryota, Metazoa, Arthropoda, Insecta, Diptera, Chironomidae.